AUGCUUAUUGUACGCAACGAUAGAUUACAGUUAUAUUCUGUCUUGUUUCGUAAAAUGUGUUAAAAAUUUGAAAAAAUACUAGAUCUAACAAGAAUACGGCUUGUAUAUUUAUGCAAAACGAUACAUGAGAAAUUAAGAAAAAAUGAGUUUCCAUAAAAAUAUUGAAGCUAAAAGUAGCAUACCUGGGACAAAACUAAAGAAUAAUUUACCUUUUACUUCAUCGGGUAUACCAUCACUGGAUCAUGUUAUAGGCGGCGGAUUACCGGCGACGGGAAUUUUUGCCUUAGAGGAAGACAUACUUGGUAACUACAGCAGGGUGCUUACAAAAUACUUCCUGGCUGAAGGCAUUGUCUGUAAACAUGACUUAUUCAUAGCAUGUGCUGAUGAGGAUCCAGAAAAUAUUAUAAAGGAACUGCCUCAACCCACUACCGAACCACUAGAAGAUGUGAGCUCUGUCAAUGAGGGCAUAGACAAGAUGAAGAUCGCAUGGAGAUAUGAGGGUCUGAGUCGUGUGGAAUCUUCAUUUGGCAAGAGCACUAAUUUUGGACACCAUUUUGACUUGAGCAAGUAUAUGGACAGUGAAACUAUAAAAACAUGUAAUAUAAUAUAUUGUGAUCCAAAUAAAAGUCAACAUAUUUUGAAAGGUUUCAAAAACAGCCUCUACAGCACACUAUUGACCAGCAUACAAAAGGCUGUAUCUAAAGAAGAAUAUAAAAGUAGCAGUAAGAAUAACAAGAAUAUGUUAAGGAUUAGUAUCCAAAGCCUGGGAUCCCCAAUCUGGAUGGCAAUGGACUGUGAUGAGGGUUUGGACAGCAGUCAUUAUGGUCAAGACCUGAUCAAGUUUAUGUACUGUCUUCGAGUAAUGUUAAGAGACACAAAUUCUGUUGUAUUUGUUACCAUUCCAUCACAUUUAUUUAAUGAUGAAGAACAUGUUAUGAAAAGGAUAUUGUAUUCAAUAGACAAUUCAGUGAGAAUUGAGUCAUUUACUGGUUCCACUAAAGAAACAAACCCUGUAUAUAAAGACUACCAUGGUCUAUUUCAUAUUACAAAACUCUCCACUCCAUUUUCACUAGUGCCUUUUGUUCCACCAAGUUUGGAUCUAGCUUUUAAACUCAAGAGAAAGAAGUUUCUGAUAGAAAAAUUGCAUUUGCCACCAGAACUUCAGGAGUCCAGCGAAAGAGAACAAGAUGACAUCACUGCAACUCCUCCAAGUUGUGGUGGAUUUAAGAAAAAAGAUAUUGAAUUUUAAAUAUUUUUAUAUCAUACAUAAGUUGAUAAGUUACAAUAAAAAUAAUGUCUACAAA
This is a messenger RNA of Plodia interpunctella (Indianmeal moth), 1304 nucleotides long. It is a transcript of the gene Elp4, whose product is annotated as Elongator complex protein 4. The transcript has 7 exons. Gene Ontology annotation, biological process: tRNA wobble uridine modification. The record is from RefSeq and is a predicted model, not a curated record. Gene Ontology annotation, cellular component: transcription elongation factor complex; elongator holoenzyme complex; cytoplasm. The coding region runs from base 143 to 1249 and encodes 368 amino acids. NCBI's taxonomy places the organism in Eukaryota, Metazoa, Arthropoda, Insecta, Lepidoptera, Pyralidae.